Emys orbicularis (European pond turtle) is the source of this 3501-nucleotide messenger RNA. RefSeq names its product transportin 2 (gene TNPO2). Gene Ontology annotation, biological process: protein import into nucleus. Gene Ontology annotation, cellular component: nucleus; cytoplasm. The transcript is spliced from 24 exons. NCBI's taxonomy places the organism in Eukaryota, Metazoa, Chordata, Testudines, Emydidae. Gene Ontology annotation, molecular function: nuclear import signal receptor activity; small GTPase binding. The record is from RefSeq and is a predicted model, not a curated record. The coding region runs from base 1 to 2667 and encodes 888 amino acids.
AUGGAUUGGCAGCCAGAUGAGCAGGGACUACAGCAAGUGCUGCAGCUACUCAAAGAUUCCCAGUCUCCUAACACGGCCACGCAGCGUGUUGUCCAAGAUAAACUGAAACAACUGAACCAAUUCCCCGACUUCAAUAACUACCUGAUAUUUGUCUUGACACGGCUGAAAUCGGAAGACGAACCGACUCGCUCGCUCAGCGGGCUGAUCCUGAAGAACAACGUGAAGGCGCACUACCAGAGCUUCCCCCAGCCCGUGGCGGAGUUCAUUAAACAGGAAUGUCUGAACAACAUUGGCGACGCUUCCUCUCUUAUCCGAGCCACUAUCGGGAUUCUAAUUACCACCAUAGCUUCCAAGGGGGAGCUUCAGAUGUGGCCGGAGCUCCUGCCGCAGCUAUGCAACUUGCUGAACUCCGAAGACUACAACACGUGUGAGGGGGCCUUCGGUGCCUUGCAGAAGAUCUGUGAGGAUUCUUCCGAACUCCUGGACAGCGAUGCUCUGAAUCGACCCCUGAACAUCAUGAUUCCCAAGUUCCUUCAGUUCUUCAAGCACUGCAGCCCCAAGAUCAGGUCCCAUGCCAUCGCCUGUGUGAAUCAGUUCAUCAUGGACCGAGCUCAGGCGCUGAUGGAUAACAUCGACACCUUCAUCGAGCACUUGUUCGCUCUGGCGGUGGACGAAGACCCCGAGGUUCGGAAGAACGUCUGCCGAGCGCUGGUGAUGCUGCUAGAGGUCCGGAUCGAUCGUCUGAUCCCUCACAUGCACAGUAUCAUUCAGUACAUGCUGCAGAGGACCCAGGACAACGACGAGAACGUGGCCUUGGAAGCCUGCGAGUUCUGGCUGACGCUAGCCGAGCAGCCCAUCUGCAAAGAGGUGCUGUCCUCGCAUCUAGUGCAAUUGAUUCCGAUCUUGGUGAAUGGAAUGAAAUACUCUGAAAUCGAUAUCAUAUUGCUAAAGGGGGAUGUGGAAGAGGACGAGGCCAUCCCGGACAGCGAGCAGGACAUCAAGCCCCGUUUCCACAAGUCGCGCACCGUCACGCUGCAGCACGAGGAGGACCGGACGCAGGAUGACGAGGACGGGGAGGAUGAGGACGACGACGACGACACGCUGUCGGACUGGAACCUGAGGAAGUGUUCGGCCGCGGCCCUGGACGUCCUGGCCAACGUGUUCCGAGACGAGCUCCUCCCGCACCUCCUCCCGCUGCUUAAGGGGCUGCUCUUCCACCCCGAGUGGGUCAUCAAAGAGUCCGGCAUUCUAGUCCUGGGGGCCAUUGCUGAAGGCUGCAUGCAGGGCAUGGUGCCCUACCUCCCUGAGCUCAUCCCGCACCUGAUCCAGUGCCUCUCGGACAAGAAGGCCCUGGUGCGCUCCAUCGCCUGCUGGACCCUCAGCCGCUACGCCCACUGGGUGGUGAGCCAGCCCCCCGACAUGCACCUCAAGCCGCUGAUGACGGAGCUGCUCAAACGCAUCCUCGACAGCAACAAGAGGGUGCAGGAGGCAGCCUGCAGCGCCUUUGCAACCCUGGAGGAGGAGGCUUGCACGGAGCUGGUCCCUUACCUCAGCUUCAUCCUGGACACCCUGGUGUUUGCCUUUGGGAAAUACCAGCACAAGAACUUGCUGAUCCUGUACGAUGCAAUUGGCACCCUCGCCGAUUCCGUGGGGCAUCACCUAAACCAACCGGAGUAUAUCCAGAAGCUGAUGCCCCCUCUGAUCCAGAAGUGGAAUGAACUGAAGGAUGAGGACAAGGAUCUCUUCCCUCUGUUAGAAUGCUUGUCGUCUGUAGCAACCGCUCUCCAGAGUGGCUUCCUUCCGUACUGUGAACCCGUCUACCAGCGCUGCGUGACGCUGGUGCAGAAAACGCUGGCGCAGGCCAUGAUGUACAAUCAGCAACCGGACCAGUAUGAGGCCCCCGACAAAGAUUUCAUGAUCGUGGCGCUGGAUCUGCUGAGCGGCUUGGCGGAGGGCUUAGGGUGCCACGUGGAGCAGCUGGUGGCCAGAAGCAACAUUAUGACGUUGCUUUUCCAGUGCAUGCAGGACACCAUGCCGGAGGUUCGGCAGAGCUCCUUCGCCCUCUUGGGAGACCUCACCAAAGCCUGCUUCAUGCACGUCAAGCCCUGUAUCGCUGAGUUCAUGCCCAUCCUGGGCACCAACCUGAACCCGGAGUUUAUCUCGGUGUGCAAUAACGCUACCUGGGCCAUUGGGGAGAUCUGCAUGCAGAUGGGGGCGGAAAUGCAGCCGUACGUCCAGAUGGUCCUGAACAACCUAGUGGAGAUUAUCAACCGGCCAAACACCCCCAAAACGCUGCUGGAGAACACAGCCAUCACCAUCGGACGCCUGGGUUACGUUUGCCCUCAAGAGGUCGCGCCAAUGCUACAGCAGUUUAUCAGACCCUGGUGUACGUCUCUGCGGAACAUCCGUGAUAACGAAGAGAAGGACUCUGCCUUCCGCGGCAUCUGCAUGAUGAUCGGGGUGAAUCCCGGCGGAGUCGUGCAGGACUUUAUUUUCUUCUGCGAUGCUGUUGCUUCGUGGGUGAGCCCUAAGGACGACCUGAGGGACAUGUUUUAUAAGAUUCUUCAUGGCUUCAAAGACCAAGUUGGCGAGGAGAACUGGCAGCAGUUCUCGGAGCAGUUCCCGCCUCUGCUGAAGGAGAGGCUAGCUGCAUUCUACGGGGUCUAGGCAACGCAGAGAAACCGAACUAGGUUCCUGUAUGUGCUGGGAGGGUUACUGGGAACUCGUCCACAGGUGUUGCAGAGCCCUGUUAAUGGGGGGUUAGGGAGGAAGGGAGGAGCAUUGUGGGACAUAAAAUGACUUCCCUCCCAUCUCCUGAAAUUUAAAGGGGGGGGACCGCCGAGAUCAAUUCAAACAAGCAACCAGGGAAUCUCAGCGAUUGGGAAAAGGGGCUCUUUCCUCCUUUUUCAGGGGUCAUCUCUGGUAGAUGGGGAUGGGGUGGGGGUUGGCCGUGGGCCGAAAUAGGGGAGCGAUCUUAAACUGCAACACUUCCUGAGAAGGGGAUCUAACUAGGGCCAUAAUAGAAAAGGACUAGCUAAUAAUAAUAAUAAUUAAAAAAAAAAAAUCAUUUAAAGGCUAGGUUUUAAAAACAAAGAUAUGAAUAAAAAGCUAAAAUUGGAUAAAAAGUUCGAAUGGUUAAAAAUCUAGCUGUCGAGAACGGAAGGGUCAAACUCUAAUAAACACAAGGUUAUACUACUGUAUAAAUAUUACCAGUCACCGGUGUUUGAGAUCAGCUUUUCCUCACCUCUUCCAGACUGCAUGGUGACAGAAGUAGACUAGCAAUCCUGUGAGUAGCCCAUAAUUAAGUGUAAUCGUUUUUCAUCUAGAAACUUAAAACAGCAAGAAAAAAACCUUUUCUGAAAUAGUUUCCAUGGCAGCGUUUACUGGAUGCGAUGCAUAAAACCCCCCAACCCAUAAGGAUCUCCUGAGCGGAGAUCCAGUCGAUUUCUAUUGUGAAGGGGGCCCUUGUAACAAAUACUGUCGGAGAAGCAUGUUUUUUAU